Messenger RNA from Chaetomium fimeti, 834 nucleotides. RefSeq lists its product as uncharacterized. The transcript is spliced from 5 exons. Lineage: Eukaryota; Fungi; Ascomycota; Sordariomycetes; Sordariales; Chaetomiaceae. Bases 171 to 653 code for a protein of 160 amino acids. The record is from RefSeq and is a predicted model, not a curated record. Gene Ontology annotation, molecular function: zinc ion binding.
AAUCGACUCCACUGACAUGUGUCGCGGGUCCAGCUGCCCCUCAACACCACGAGUCUGCAUAUCAGCACGCUCGGUUGGUUGCGUCAGAAAUAAGCAAAACCACCCCCGCAUCGAAAGUUGACCAACAUCGAUAAACCCUCAGCAAUAUCGCAAUACCGAAGAGUCUCGCAAUGUAUGCGCUCACACUUUCGGCGGAGUUGGAGGGGGUCACGAACCUGAGGCCGCAUGACACCCAGGAGAAGAACUUCUUUUAUACUUUCAAGGUGCAAUGUACAUCUUGUAGAGAAACCCAUCCAAACCCCAUCGCUGUCAACCGUUUCGAGACCAACGAGAUGAGCGGGAGCCGGGGAGAGGCCAACUUUGUAUGGAAGUGCAAAAAUUGCAAGAGGGAGUCCUCGGCCACGAUCAAGGCCGCUCCAAUCCCUUAUGAGCAAACUGAGCCCGCAAAGGCCCGAAAGAUUCUCGAGUUCGACUGCCGGGGUCUUGAGUUCACCGAGUUCAUUCCAGAGGGGGAGUGGCUCGUGGAUGGGAUUGAGUCGAAUACCAAGUUCGAAGGCGUCGAGCUGGUGGAGGGAGAAUGGUUCGAUUACGACGAGAAAGCGGGCGAAGAGGUGAGCAUCAAAGACCUCAAAUGGGACAUUGUCCGGGCAUGAUUCCACAGUUAUAGACAACUAGCACAGGUAUCACCAAAAUAAGCUAUCGACUUUUGAGAACCCCGGCUUCAAGUGGUGAUGUUUUUCAUCGGAGGACAUACACAAAUGUUUCGGUCGAGUUUCAGGGAUGUGAUUUGUCGUACCAAGUUUCAAGACCCACUCGUGGUGAUUUUUCCAUAGG